Messenger RNA from Helicoverpa armigera (cotton bollworm), 923 nucleotides. RefSeq lists its product as uncharacterized. The transcript is spliced from 3 exons. NCBI's taxonomy places the organism in Eukaryota, Metazoa, Arthropoda, Insecta, Lepidoptera, Noctuidae. The record is from RefSeq and is a predicted model, not a curated record. Bases 411 to 923 code for a protein of 170 amino acids.
CAAUUUCCCGCUUUUCCUGUAUAUGCGUCCUUGUCUGUCGCGGAACACUGUAAGGGCUGAUUCCGAUGCCUCAGUUUACGUCGCGUUGUCGCGGCGGGCGGACGUGUGUGGGGAGGCGAUUUUGUCCCUCCGUAUUCCUCUCGCGAAGUAUUUGCAUAGUGAAGUGCGUAAGUUUCUAAACUAAAGAGAUAUUCCAAACUUGGUAUUUUUGUUUGUUCGAAUAAUUUGUUCGCUGUUCUGACUGUGUUGUGUUGUUUAUCGAUGUAGGAUUAUUUAUUAUUAUUGUGUUUUUGAAUUCAGUGAUGUGAAGUGACUGGGUUGACUAUAAGUAUGUUUAUUUAAUGGGACAAAAGACCUACAGAUGGAUUUUAUACACUGGGACCCUGACCUGAUGCUUUAAACCUUCAACGAUGGAGAGACGCGAGGAGAUCCACCGCCAUGGCUGCAGCAUUGCCAAGCAGACCAUCCUGACCACGCAUCCCAGUGGCUUGCAGACCAGGGUGUCAGUGGAACUUGCCAACUUCGAUGCUCUUUGCCUCCACGCAGAAUGCAAAGGCACUCCCAAAAGACCUUGGGAAGGCAGCCCCUUUACUGCUCGACGUGGUCUUCUCGGCGGAGUGUCAGCUCAUGCCACACCAGUUUUGGGCAGAAGAAGUGACCUGGUCAAUGAGGGCAGGUUGUCCCAACAAUGUACUCCUGUGAUGAGGAGACGGGAGGUCCUGGACAGUCCAGGGGGUUCUCCCCUGCUGUCCAGGAGGUCGGAGGUGGAGGAGGAAGAUUGCACCGAUGUGGAUAACAGUGUCAUCAGCGGCUGGUUGAAGUUUCGAGACAACAAAAGGUGGAAAUCGCGGUGGGGCGUGGUGACGAAAUUAUCUCCUGCUGCAGGUAAGCUUAGCACCUUUAAAUUAAUUUAUUUUAUCUAG